Messenger RNA from Mycena citricolor, 447 nucleotides. The record is from the annotation of a GenBank genome assembly. Lineage: Eukaryota; Fungi; Basidiomycota; Agaricomycetes; Agaricales; Mycenaceae.
GUUUACUUCUCAAGACGCGCCACAGAUGGAUGUUGACACAGACAGCUCUAGCGGAAACGAUUGGGUGCGAGUGACGAGUGAGGACGGGCAUUCUUUUCUCGUGCGACGCAAAAUCGCCGAAGUCAGCGAGACGAUGCGAGAUAUGCUGGAUAGCUCUGGUGAAUACGCGGAAGCCAAGACGAAGACCUGUCCGGUCCAGCAGCGAGCUGUGAUCACGGAAAAGCUGCUGGAGUACAUGGCAUUCAAGGCACACUACGAACGCGCGGGCGCAAAGGAAGAGAUUCCAGUGAUGGAAUUCACCGAACGUAUACCGCCAGAGAUUGUCCUGGAGCUUUUGCUGGCGGCUGACUAUCAGAAUAUGUAAUCUUGUGUUCUACGUCUCAUGUAUGUCUUUUUGUAUUUCGACCGGUCUCAAUGCAGCGCGUGAAGUCGCGUUUUCGGAACCAA